Molecule: messenger RNA, 732 nt
Organism: Rotaria sp. Silwood2
Lineage: Eukaryota; Metazoa; Rotifera; Eurotatoria; Philodinida; Philodinidae
Source: the annotation of a GenBank genome assembly
UAUCAUAUCUUUAUCUCUUACGACAUAAGACAAAAUUAUUUUUAAACACAUCAUCUUCUUGAAAUAUCCAAAAAUACAAAUAAAAAUUGUGCUCCGUUUCUACGAAAUUUUGAGUUUUACAUUAUCUUCAAUUAGAUGAACUUCAAAUAUAUACUUCAAGGUGCGAUUCAGGUAAUUACGUCCUCAUAGGUCAAAGCUGAGUUAACAAAUUCGUGUAUCUAUUCAACCAAAUUAUAUAGAAUUUUGUUGAAUUUUUAGAAAACUUUAUGACUUUUUACUAGAAUUUCUUUGAAACGAAACACUAUUUUCAUACAUUUUUUUGAAUGUUUUUGUUCAUUUUGUAUCUAUAGAAAAAUUGAAUAAAGUUUUGUCUAUUUUUAGUGUAAUGAUCAUUGUGAAGAACAUUCUAUUCAUAAUGAAGAACGUUUACAAGUUUUAACUAAAUUUUGGCAAAAUCUUUAUAGUACAUUAAUCGACCUUCGUGCUCAUGCACUCGUCUUACUCGGUUGUCGUAUAUUUGAUGACCGACAAUUAAUUAUUCUUAUUCAUAAGUCUGCUGUAUCACUUUAUUCAACGUUAAAACCUUUAUUACCAUCAAAUGCAAAAUAUUCUCGUCAUAUAAACGAUAUUGAAACAUUAAUAAAAAUAUCUGAUGAUGAAACAAUUGCACAAAUUGAUGAUAUUUUAUUUAAUGAAACAUCAUCCAAUGAUAAACAAAUAAUUACACAGUAA